Messenger RNA from Lobosporangium transversale, 674 nucleotides. RefSeq lists its product as hypothetical. The transcript has a single exon. The coding region runs from base 110 to 565 and encodes 151 amino acids. The record is from RefSeq and is a predicted model, not a curated record. NCBI's taxonomy places the organism in Eukaryota, Fungi, Mortierellomycota, Mortierellomycetes, Mortierellales, Mortierellaceae.
ACCCUCCACGCAUCCCAACUUCCACUUCUAGUACCAUUUGCUGACACCACUUGUUCAUUUACUCAACGCUUUUCUGAUCCCUCUUUUUCCUUCAAAGAAUAAUAUAAAAAUGGUUCGCUCAACAGCAUUCCUGAUCGGAGCUCUUGCCAUGAUGCAGGCAGCUAUGGCAAUGACUGAUGGACAAUAUCGCAUUAAACAAGGAACCAAUUUCAUCACUGCCAACAUAAGCACAACUGCAUCGAACGCCUAUCUGGCUCCGCUUGAUGCGUCCAAGGAUCAGAUCUGGGAACUUAAGAGACAACCAGGAGACGACUUUUACUUCUCAAGCCCCAAAACCGGCCGUCAUAUUGGCAUUGAUAAAUUUGACGAAAGAGCCCCCAUCGUGAUUGGAUCGCAGCAACAGAGAUGGAAGCUUUGGAGCUUUAAUGACGAAUAUCAAAUCGUUCAUCCCGACAAAUACGGCGAAGAAGAUCUCACAAUCGGCUCUUUGAAUUCUGCUGUUGUCCUCCGAGAUCUCUAUGGUGCUCCUUUGGCCUCAACCGUUUGGUACCUUGUGCGUGUCUGAAGAGCCUCUUCACGUGAGACGACGAAGAAAUCCACCGUUCUUUUAAUCAAGUUAGACAAUAAAACCAUAUUCUUUUCUCCACUCAAACUAACGCCGGACUGUCGCCUUG